Linum trigynum is the source of this 2775-nucleotide messenger RNA. Lineage: Eukaryota; Viridiplantae; Streptophyta; Magnoliopsida; Malpighiales; Linaceae. The record is from the annotation of a GenBank genome assembly.
UUAUUCUUUUUCUAGAAUAGUAUUAUUUAAUAUGAAAAAUAGUAUUAUUUAAUAUUAAAUAAAUCUAACGUGAUCCAUUUUAAAUACUUUAUUUAUUUUUGGAAUUUGUAAUCAUAUUGUAUGUUAGAAAUCUUGUUUAGUCAUUUUUCAUGACCUUUUAUAUUAGAAAGUAAUUCUGAUAAUUUUUCAGCUAAACAUUAAACCGUUUUUUUUUUAUAACUUUUGAAAAGAUACAGAGAACUGGUUUCAUUCUACAAAAGUUACAACAUGAUCAAUUACUAGCCAUACAAAUUGAAGCGUCAUGAAAGAAGUUUAAACAUAAAUAAUCUAUUCGAUGACCUUUCUACCUUAUGCAAGUUCAUGACCAUAUGUUAUUGUAAAUAACAAACCUAUGAAAAGAAUGAUUAAGAAUGAAAUAAGAUUACUUUUACUUUUGGGUCAACAUUAAAACUAUUAUUAUUUAAAAUAUUUAUGUUUCUAUUACGCGAAGCGAUAUCGAGCGGACUUUUGCGAGUACUUAAAGCACAAACAUCUGAACGAUAGACUAAGAGGCAGAGCCCAAGUGAAAUGAACCUCGCCUUCCUUCACGAAGUCAAAACCAUGGCAGGAUCUCAAACGAUUGUCAAGCCUUCUCCGAAACACAUAACCAAAGAAGCAAAGAUAGGAGGAGAAUCAUAUCCAUGAAGAAGUAGGCAGGUUAAAAAAAAUCUUCAUCCUCCUCCUCGGGGAAACGAAAAAUAAAACGAGGGGUGGGGUCAAUCAAAGCCACCGACGGCAUAGUGGAGAUUAGCUGAGCAGGAUUUUUCUGAUUUCCUGUCUGGAUCCGCAGGCCUCCAUAUCAUAUUAUAUCUUCUGGAUUAAUUGUACGUGUAAAUGUGAUAGAGACUUAGGUGGUUGAAUGAGUUGUGAUGCUAGCUGUCGCAUUGAUGAUUUCCUUCAAUUAUUGUAAUCGACUCAAACACGAGACCAAAUCCAUGGCGUACAUUUGGCUUGGUGCCGGCCAGGCUUGUUCAUUAUAUCAUACCGACCUCUGUAUCUUUCUCUCUCUCUCUCUCUCUCUCUCCUUCAAUUCACAGUCUGAUUACAGUACUCUUCCACCGAUGAAGACCACCGCCGAGCUUGUUUUCAUCCCUUUCCCCGCCCCCGGCCACCUCCUCUCCAUGAUCCAGCUAGCAAAGCAACUCGUCAAACACGACCAACGACUCUCAGCUACAAUCUGCCUCAUCCCCCUGCCAUCCGGCAACAACACCAAUCUCACCGCCGCCGGCGACGACGGCUCUCGAGUCCGAUUCGUCAACCUCCCCGCCGUGAAACCGCCCCCGGACACCGAUCCAAGCCGAUUCAUGCCCACCAUCCUCGAGGGCUCGAAGCGCCACAUCAAGGAAUUAGUCGGAUCUGACGUCGCACGACUCGCCGGGUUCGUCGUCGACAUGCUCUGCUGCACGGCGAUGAUGGAUUUGGGUAGCGAGCUCGGUGUUCCUCCCUAUGUCUUCUACCCAUCGGGGGCGAAUUUCCUCGGGUUCAUGCUCCAAUUGCAGGCGCUCCACGACGAGGGGAAGCUCGGGGACUUGGCCGAGCUCAAGGACACGGAAUCCGAGAUGGCGAUUUCGAGUUUGGAGAAGCCGCUCCCCUGUAAGUUCCUGCCGUCCGUCGUCGUCGAGAAGGAGUGGCUUCCCCUGCUUAUUGACAAUACCCGGAGAUUGCGGGAAGCCAGGGGUAUUGUGGUAAAUACGUUCCUCGAGCUGGAAACCUAUGCUUUAGGAUCGGUCUCGGUUGCAGGGAACCCUCCGGUUUACCCGGUCGGACCGUUGCUGAAUCUGAAUUCGGCUCGACCGGAGGAGGAGGAGGAGAAGGAGGAGUACAAGGAGGUGAUGGAGUGGCUGGACGGCCAGCCGGUGGGGUCCGUGGUGUUCCUCUGCUUCGGGAGCAUGGGGAGCUUCACGAAGGAGCAGGCGACGGAGAUUGCGACGGCGCUGGAGCGCGGCGGUCAUCGUUUCCUGUGGUCCCUUCGGCGGCCUUCCGAGAUGGGGAUUACGGGAGACCCGGGCGAGUACGAGAAUUUCGAUGAUGUGUUGCCGGGAGGGUUUUUGGAUCGGACGUCUGGGGUUGGGAAAGUGAUUGGGUGGGCCCCGCAGAUGGCCGUGUUGGGUCACCAGUCGGUGGGAGGGUUCGUGUCGCACUGCGGGUGGAACUCGAUGCUGGAGAGCGUGUGGUUCGGCGUUCCGAUUGGGGCUUGGCCGAUGUAUGCGGAGCAACAGCUGAAUGCGUUUCAGUUCGUCGAGGAUCUGGGGUUUGCGGAAGAGAUCAAGAUGGAUUACCGGUGGGGUAGCGGGAAGAUAGUCACGGCGGAGGAGAUCGAGGGAGGGAUACAACGACUGAUGACGACGACUGAAAGUGACAGUAGGACGAGGAAGACGAUGAAUGAAAUGAGUGAAAUGAGCAAAAAGACAUUGGUGAAUGGUGGCUCGUCGUACUCUUCUAUGACUCGUUUUAUCCAAGAUGUGAUUGAUAAUAUUCCAUCAACAUAAAUCGAUGGUAUUGAUGGUUGGCCAAUGUUGUUUUAUGUUGGGACUUGUAUUGUUCUCUCCUCUUUCCCUCUUUCUUUCUAUCUCAUUGCGGUUGCUAACCUGGUUAACUUGAAUUUGAUUCGGAUUUAUAUUUGAUUUCGGCUCGUUUCAAAAUGAGUCUUGUGAUUUUUACGAAAAGAGCAACAAAAUUUGAGAUAUUUAUUGAGAAUUUUUCAUUACACACUGCAAAAAAAGAGUAAGAUGUUUG